Molecule: messenger RNA, 1200 nt
Organism: Trichophyton benhamiae CBS 112371
Lineage: Eukaryota; Fungi; Ascomycota; Eurotiomycetes; Onygenales; Arthrodermataceae
Exons: 4
Coding region: 1-1200 (399 amino acids)
Biological process (GO): protein refolding
Cellular component (GO): cytoplasm
Molecular function (GO): Hsp70 protein binding
Source: RefSeq, a predicted model, not a curated record
AUGAUACUGAUAUCGCUAGCUCUCCAGUAUCACCCAGACAAAGUCCAGGAAGAUGAACGAAAGGAGUCGGAAAUAAAAUUCAAGGCCGUCAGCCAGGCAUACGAGAUUCUUUAUGAUGAAGAGAAGAGACAGAUCUACGACACUCAGGGAAUGUCGGCGUUCGAUGGGUCUGGUAGACCAGGUGGCAUGGGUGGAGGACCUGACCUCGAUGAUAUACUGGCCUCCAUGUUUGGCAUGAAUAUGGGAGGUGCAGGCAUGCCUGGCUUUGCUGGACCAGGAAGACGCCGGAAGGGACCCAAUGAGGAACAGCAAUAUACCGUGAGUUUAGAAGAUCUUUACAAGGGCAGGACGGUGAAAUUUGCCAGUACAAAAAACGUCAUUUGCACUUUGUGUAAAGGGAAAGGUGGUAAAGAAAAAGCUACUCCAAAGAAGUGUUCCACUUGCGGAGGCCAAGGACAAAAGGAGACUUUGGUACAGAUUGGACCAGGUCUGGUCACUCAGUCUAUGAUGAAAUGUGCCACUUGCGAUGGUGUUGGUUCUUUCUUCCUGCCAAAGGACAAGUGCAAGAAAUGUAAAGGAACGAAGGUCACCGAAGAAAAGAAGAUUCUCGAGAUUUACAUACCUCGGGGUGCAAGGGAGGGUGAGAAGAUUGUCCUCGAAGGGGAAGGUGACCAGCAGCCUGAUGUCGAACCCGGUGAUAUUGUCUUUCACUUGGAACAGGCUGAGCAUAAGACUUUCAAGCGUGAUGGUGCCGACCUAUGUGCCACUAUAGAAGUUACCCUUGCCGAGGCGCUCUGCGGAUUUUCCCGUGUUGUUUUGAAACACCUUGAUGGAAGAGGAAUCGAAAUUAAGCAUCCCCAAAAACCUGGCGACGUGCUCCGCCCAGGCCAAGUUCUCAAAGUUGCUGGUGAGGGCAUGCCAUUCAAGCGUGGCGAUGCUCGAGGUGAUCUCUAUAUGAUCGUUGAGAUCAAGUUCCCUGAAGAUGGCUGGGCCUCGAACCCAGCAGUCUUGAGUCAACUCCGAGAGUUGCUUCCAGUGAACAAGGCACCCGCCAUUGAAGCUGAUACUGUCGAUGAGGUAGAAUUUGACUCCAAGGCCAGCCUAGAUAACAUGGGCGAAAAUGAUAACCAGGGAGGUGGUUCCUGGGUUGAUGAAGAUGAUGAUGACGGUGAGGGAGGUGCUCAGUGCGCUACCCAAUAG